AUGGAGACUGGAAAUUUCAGUAUUAACGCGGAAGAUCUGUCAACGAUCGGCGGCAUUGCCACCGUGUCCUUGCUCCACUCGUUCAUUCCGACGCACUGGCUGCCGUUCUCCAUUGUGGGCCGAGCUCAGAAAUGGACGCUCUCUCGUACUCUCCUCGUUACUGCAUUUGGGGCGGUUUUGCAUGUGCUCUCCACUUCACUGCUUGGCAUAACAGCAAUCACCAUAACAAACACUAUAGCAGGGGAGGAAACUGUUCACAAACUUGCAUCUUUGUUGCUCAUUGUUCUUGGUGGAAGUUACGUGAUUUUAUAUCUGAAAGGUAAGGGUGGCCACUGCCAUUCUCACAAUCAACCCAUGGAGAAAAUGGCCGUUGCCGGUCUUGUUCUUGUCCCGGCCUUGUCUCCUUGUGCAACCACUCUCCCAGUAUUUCUCGCUGUUGGAAACUCGUCAUCUAUGAUGGUUCUUGCCAUUAUAGUAUUAUUAUUCAGCACAAUCACUGUAAUGACGUCCUUGGUGGCCCUGUCGUUCUACGGGGCGAGCCAGCUCAAGUUCCAUUGGGUCGAACGUUAUGACAAGCUUCUUGUGGGAUCAGUACUAUGUUUAGUUGGAGUUCUGACCCUUAUUUUUCACGAUCAUGAUGGGGAUGUGAGUUCAUCUGGUGAGCAUCUGCAUAGAAAGAUUAUUUCUCUAUAA
This is a messenger RNA of Striga hermonthica, 693 nucleotides long. Lineage: Eukaryota; Viridiplantae; Streptophyta; Magnoliopsida; Lamiales; Orobanchaceae. The record is from the annotation of a GenBank genome assembly.